AUGGCCCGGGAGCUGAGCCAGGAGGCGCUCCUGGACUUCCUGUGCCAGGCCGGGGGCCGGGUGACCAACGCCGCCUUGCUGAGCCACUUCAAGGGCUUCCUGCGCGACCCGGGCGCGUCCCCCGCGCAGCACCAGCGCCGCCGCGAGCUCUUCAAGGGCUUCGUCAACUCGGUGGCCGCCGUGCGCCAGGACCCCGACGGCACCAAGUGCGUGGUCCUCAAGAAGCGGUACCGGGACCUGCUGGGGGAGGAGGGGCUGCAGCGGCCCCGGGGCCCGCCUGCCGCCGCCGGCCCUGCGGGGGGAGCUGCGCCCCGCGCCCCGCCCCGCGCGCGGCAGCCGGGGCCGAGGCCUCGGCCGGAGCAGGAGGAGCAGGAGCAGGAGGAGCAGGAGGAGGAGGAGCCAGCAGGUGCCGCAGCCGCGGCGGCCGCAGAUCCAGGUUGCAAUGGACUCUCCGCCCGGGAGGCGGCCCGGGGAGGCGGCGGCGGCCGAAGACGCGGCGGCGGCUCCGAUCACCGGACGCCGGUGCCCGCGGUGCCCGCUGCCCAGGUCGGAGCGAGAUGCGCGGCGGCUGAGGCGCAGGGCCGCUGCUGCUGGGAAUGCCUCCAGAACGGCCUGGGGGGGCUCCCGGGCCAGCCGCCGGCCGGAGGAGCUCUCCUGGUCCCCGCCACCGCCACCGCCUCCGUCACCGCCCGGGAGGAGCCGGCGCGGGCUCCCGCUGCCCCCGGUGACCGCAGGGCCCCCGGCCCGGAGCGGGGAGGCGCUCCCGCCGAGCCCGCGCCCGCGCCCGUGACCGUGACCGUGACCGCAGCGCCCCGCUCGCCUCCUGCAACCGUCGAGGCUGCUGGCAGCGCGGCCUCCCCGCCGGCCCUCCGGCCCAGCUCUCCUCCUCCUCCCCCCGGAGACCCGCCGGAGCUGCUGACCCCGGGCGACCUGCACUACCACUCCAGGCAGCAGCGGCGGCAGCUGCAGCAGCAGCAGCAGCGCACCCGGGAAUGGGUGGCCAGGCACCCCCACACGCCCGAGGCCCGGGACCAGGGCCCCACCAGAGCCUGGUCGGUGCUGCCAGAGAACUUCCCUUUGGAGCUGGGCUUCGGGGUCCCAGAAGCGAAGUCAGCGCCUUCGGACCCUCCUGGUUCCCCUUAUUCGCUCUUCCCGGCUGUCCCCGAAUCCUGCCCCGGGAACCCCCCGUUGGCGGUCUUCCGCAGCAUCCGUUCCCAGCUGUCCCUCCAAGAACUGGAUGACUUUGUGGACCAGAACAGCCACAGCAGCGAGGAGAGCAGCAGUGGGCCCAAAGAGUCCCCGGGGGGUUCCGAGGAGGGGCUGCCCGGCGGCGCCGUAGGGACCCCAGAUUGGAGAGAGCUCAGGAGUUCAGCUGGCAGCCUUGCCCCGAAGGAGGGCGGCUGCAGUGGGAGCCCUGCAGGCCUCAGACACAGAGGGGAUGGUGGGCACACCUCUCAGCCGGUGCCAGCUGGGGCCAAUGGUCUCGCCGCCCGCCAGCCCCAGGAGCCUUUGCCCUGGCCGGCUCCCAGGUUCAGGAGAUCCUUCAGGAUGAGCUCUCGGGCGGGGAGAGCCAGAUUGUCCUCCUCCGAUGAGGAGGGUCUGGAGGAGGACUUGCUGAAAAGGAGUCGGCGCCCACCACGGUCCAGGAGAUCCUCCAGGGCAGGAACAACGGCGUCCAGCCCCAGGCUGGAUGCUGCGUUGAUACCAAGCCCUGCUGACCUGAAGGCUGCUGUUGCUGUGAGGGGUCGGCUACCCAGCGCGGGGGCCCCAGGCAGGCAGGCGCCUGCCGCAGCCUUGGUGCCGCACAGGCCGGAGCACAGGCCGUCUGUGGUCCCCCUAGAUGCCAGGGAGCACCAGUGGAUGGUGAAGCUUGCCACCGGCUCCUGGAUUCACGUGCUGGCCUUGCUCUGGGAGGACCCGCAGCUGGCUUUGCACAAGGACUUCCUGACUGGGUACACCGCUCUGCACUGGAUCGCCAAGCACGGUGACCUCAGGGCCCUGCAGGACUUCGUGGGCAGUGCCCAGAAGGCAGGGGUUGCCCUCGAUGUGAACGUGAAGUCCAGCGGCGGGUACACCCCGCUGCACCUCGCAGCCAUCCACGGCCACCCGGAGGUCAUGAAGCUGCUGGUGCAAAGGCUGGCUUCCCGGGUGAACGUCCGGGACAGCAGUGGGAAGAAGCCUUGGCAGUAUCUGACCAGUAACACCUCCGGGGAGAUAUGGCAGCUCCUGGGAGCCCCUCGGGGCAAGCCUAUCUUCCCCGUCUUUCCCUUAGUCCGAAGCUCUUCCCCCACCAGGAAGGCCAAGAGCCGAGACCUAUCCAGACACGUUACCCGAAAGACUUCCCUCGCGGCGCUUCUCAAAAGUCAGCACAACAAGUGGAAGUUGGCCAACCAGUAUGAGAAAUUCCCCACUCCGAGGGGAAGAGAGGAGUACAGUGACUGA
Molecule: messenger RNA, 2442 nt
Organism: Pipistrellus nathusii (Nathusius's pipistrelle)
Lineage: Eukaryota; Metazoa; Chordata; Mammalia; Chiroptera; Vespertilionidae
Source: the annotation of a GenBank genome assembly